Molecule: messenger RNA, 432 nt
Organism: Helianthus annuus (common sunflower)
Lineage: Eukaryota; Viridiplantae; Streptophyta; Magnoliopsida; Asterales; Asteraceae
Exons: 1
Coding region: 1-432 (143 amino acids)
Source: RefSeq, a predicted model, not a curated record
AUGGGCACAUGCGCAUCAAUUCUUUAUCCAAAAUUAGAAAUCAACAACAGGAACCAAUCAUCAACAGCAAAGGUAAUCCACUCCGUUGACGGAAAACUACAAGAAUUCCGGCAACCAAUUACGGCGAGCCACGUCCUCUCCGACCACCCAGACACAUUCUUCCUGUGCAGCUCCGAAAACAUGUUCGUGAACUGGCACGUGCCUCACGUGUCGGGUGAUGAAGAGCUUGAACCGGGUCAAAUAUAUUUCAUUAUGCCGGUAUCGAAGUCGUUUAAACCGUUGUCGUUGCAGGAGCUUUGUUUGUUGGCUGUUAAAGCGAGUUCGGCGAUUGAACAGAGUUCGGAGAUGGAGAAGAAGAAGGUGGGUAAAACGAUGUCGUUUGGUAGACUGGGUAACAGUUUACGGCGAAACCAGAAGCUGGAAGGUUGUUAG